AAAGUGUGCUUAUAUUGACUGAUCCAAUCACAAUGGAGACUCAUUUGUUUAUAGAAUACUUUAGAUGUUAUGAAAUCCCAAAUGUGAAAUUAAAAGGAAAUGGUUAACCCUUUUUGAAGUGAUUAUUUUGAGUAAGCAAUAUCUUAAUUGGUUACUCAAAAACAAACAAACAAACAAAAAAAAAAACAACAACAACAACCAUCGUCAUAAAUAAAGAUGAACCUGUUGCAGAGAAAUUUUAGCCCUUUUAAUUACUGUAAACUACAUACUUUUCAGAUAAAGUGCAAUGUGUGUUAAUUAUGUGUUUGUUGAGAACCACUGUGUCACGUCAUAGAUCUUCUUUAGCUUCACACUUCAAUAAGCGGCAUAUUGCAUUGGCAAUCCUUUCUGUGCAUAGAUUUCACAUGCUGCAAUGGCCUGCAUGGCUCUUAAACAAAUGAAGCAUAUUCCUGACUAGCAAGAAGAAUAACCUUAUGACAUACAGUAACUUGAAUACUGACCAGUGAAUGUUGAUAGCAAUGCUUUUUUGCAUAAAGGUGGACCAAUAUUUAAUACUUUAAUUAGGACAAUGGGAAAAUAUGUGGAAACCAUUUUGCUAGUUACAAUACAACAACUGAAGUUUUGACCAUUCUUAACAAAAACAUGUAUUUUCAUAGUUUAAUAUGUCUCACAAGCUCAUUAUGAUAUUGUAUGGGCUUUGAAAAAGAAAAAUCUAGUCUCCACUUUUCUCUUAGAAAAGGUCAUAGAAAAGCAGUUUACACCAGAUACAUCCUACAUUUCUAAUCCACUGAUUUAAAAAAUAAAAACAUUAUAAAACAUUAUUCAGGAAUUAUAGUCAGCAGAAAAGACAUCAAAUGUAAGGAGGUAAGGUACUCGUUGAAUAUUUGGCAUGCUCUCCUUUGGGUUACAGAAUCGGCUGCCGGGCACAUAGUGGAACUUAUCUCUCACCCACUUGUUCCUUCAAAAAAGCUCUGUAAACAGCAAAAAUAUUCCUCCCUGUUUGAUGCCAUUGUAAACCUUUUUCUUUUCCCCAUGGCAGCCCUACGUCAAGUGUUGUAACCAAUAGCAUGGAGAGAAAAUGAAAAGAUGCAAACGAACAGUAAUGAGCUGGAUCCUAGAGGGAAGGGCCUAACAUCUCAGUGCCCUCUCUCUCCAUCUGUACCCCUCCCGUACCUCUUAUGCUCAGAUGAUGAGUGCCUCCCUUAGUGGAGAUUGACAGACUGUGAAGAACCUGCUAUCAGAACAGUAUAGGUUAGUGCUGGAUCCAAGGUUGCACUGUACUAAGAAGUAAUCACUCUUCUGUUCUACCUGUUUUCUCUCUCUGCAUUUCUCUCUUUCUCAUCCAGAGGAGGCUCUUGAGGUACCAGAGCCAGACGUGGAGGCUGUCAGACCCCGAGUGGGACACGGUAUUUAUCAGUAAACAUGACAAACCCUUGCACGUUGGCUCUGGAACUGCUGGGGAUGCUGAUUGGGACAGGAGGUUGGUUCUGCACACUGGCUGCCACUAUCAUGCCUCAGUGGCUGUCACUGUCCACUGAACUUUUGGCCACAGAGAGCUUUGAGCAAGGGCUGUGGGAGUCCUGUGUGAUGCAGGAGAUAGCUGGCACCGCGUGUCGUCCCUAUGACACUAUCCUAGGCCUGAGGCAAAUACUCACGCUGGCUCGGAUUCUGAUAUGCCUGUCGGAUGCCACAUCUCUUCUUGGACUUCUCCUGGCUAUCCCUGCAAUGAGUCAGAUCAACUGCUGUAAGGGCGAAGAGGGGCAGCGGACCAAGCGGGGUUUGAAGAUCACAGCUGCAGUGUUUUUAUCCAUUGCUGGAUUACUGGCACUUGGUGCCGUCUCGUAUGUCGCCCAUGACACUGUACAGAAGUUUUUUGAUGAGACGAUACCUAAUGUAGUGUCACGUUCAGAGUUUGGGGACGCACUAUUUGUUGGCUGGGCUGCAGGAUUUCUGGACGUCGUUGCAGCCGUAUUGUUAUUUGCGUCUUGUUUUGGCUCAAGAGACAGUGAACCGCAUCUGGUUUAUCACCAUCAGAGACAAGUGAUCAGAACUGUUGAUGAACCUUCAAGGCGACACACUGAGUAUGUUUGAGUGUACAUUGUCUUCAAAUGCUUGUAUAGACUAUUGAUGGAACAGAAAACAACUAAUUUUAGAUACUUUAUGAACUGACUUAUCUUUAUCUUAUUAAGGUUGUUUUCCCUCUUUUAUACUUACACUCAAUGUAUCCUUUAAUCAAACCCAUGAAAAAGUAAAGAAUUAUUAUGCAUUUAUCUUUCAGUAUCUGAGUAGUCUAUUUGAUUCUCCUCAUUUGUCAUAUAGGUAACAUAUUAAUCUUUAAAGUUUGUCAGUAUGUUUUUAAUUGCUUUCAAAGAACUGUAGUGAAUGAAAGGUAAUAACUUUUUUAGUAAACAGUUUGUGGAUUUUCAUAAAGGAAUUUUGAUCACAAAUAUUGUUUUCUUUUUUACCUUUUGGGAUAUAUUUGAGGUGUUUUCCCUAUUUUUUUUCCUUUGCUGUCAUAAAGUGUUUAAAAUGUUUAAAGGUAAGACUUUGGUCACACUUCUUUAUUGGGUAUUCUGCAGCAUGCCUUAGCACACUGC
Messenger RNA from Myxocyprinus asiaticus (Chinese sucker), 2597 nucleotides. It is a transcript of the gene cldn33b, whose product is annotated as claudin 33b. The record is from RefSeq and is a predicted model, not a curated record. Gene Ontology annotation, biological process: bicellular tight junction assembly; cell adhesion. The transcript has 2 exons. Gene Ontology annotation, cellular component: plasma membrane; bicellular tight junction. Lineage: Eukaryota; Metazoa; Chordata; Actinopteri; Cypriniformes; Catostomidae. Gene Ontology annotation, molecular function: structural molecule activity. The coding region runs from base 1423 to 2091 and encodes 222 amino acids.